AUAGGCUGCCUGUCGCCCAGGAUAGCUGCAUAAAUGCUAGGAGCAGCAGCUCUCCGGUUUUGAGGUGGGGAGAACGGGGUGACGUCAUCGCUUCGGAGCUGCUGCAGGAUGGAGUGGAAAGCGGCUGCUGAUGGCAUUGUUUUCGUGGCAGCAGCUGAAUGACAGAUCCUCACUACAAAGAUACUCCGGUGGCCCCCGUGUAGGCCUCCUGGCUCGGGCGUUUCACCAUGCCCGCACAGCGCCAUGAGUCCCGGAUGCAUGCUGCUGUUGGUGUUUGGCUUUGUUGGCGGGGCGGUGGUCAUUAAUUCUGCUAUCUUGGUAUCGCUCUCUGUUUUGCUGCUUGUGCACUUUUCUAUUUCUACCGGUGUGCCAGCUCUGACGCAGAACCUACCAAGGAUACUCAGAAAAGAACGCCCUAUAUCACUAGGGCUUUUCCCUCUACCUGCGGGAGAUGGAUUGCUUACACCUGACACUCAGAAAGGUGGAGAGACCCCUGGAUCGGAGCAAUGGAAAUUUCAGGAAUUAAGUCAGCCACGUUCUCAUACCAGCCUGAAGGAUGAACUUUCUGAUGUUAGCCAAGGAGGAUCUAAAGCUACCACUCCAGCAUCAACAGCUGCUUCAGAUGUGUCAGCACUUCCUACUGACACGCCCUUAAAGGAAGACACUGAAGGAUUUGUGAAGGUUGCAGAUGCACCAAAUAAGGCAGACAUAGGCAAGCAUAUUGAAAUUCAAGUAGCCCAAGAAACUAGAAAUGUGUCAACAGGCUCUGCGGAAAAUGAAGAGAAGUCAGAAGUUCAAGCGAUCAUCGAAUCCACCCCUGAGUUGGACAUGGACAAAGAUCUCAGUGGAUAUAAAGGCUCAAGCACUCCCACCAAAGGCAUAGAGAACAAAGCUUUUGAUCGCAACACGGAAUCGCUCUUUGAAGAACUGUCCUCAGCUGGCUCAGGCCUAAUUGGAGAUGUGGAUGAAGGAGCAGAUUUAUUAGGGGAAUAUUCUGAACAUAAUUUCUUUGGAAUGGGUCGUGAAGUUGAGAAUCUUAUAUUAGAAAAUACACAACUGUUGGAAACCAAAAAUGCUUUGAAUGUAGUGAAGAACGAUUUGAUAGCAAAAGUGGAUGAACUGACCUGUGAGAAAGAUGUGCUGCAAGGGGAGCUGGAGGCUGUGAAACAAGCCAAAUUGAAGCUGGAGGAAAAGAACAAAGAGCUGGAGGAAGAGCUGAGGAAAGCUCGUGCAGAAGCUGAAGAUGCAAGGCAAAAAGCAAAAGAUGACGACGAUAGUGAUAUUCCCACUGCCCAGAGAAAGCGGUUUACUAGAGUAGAAAUGGCCCGAGUUCUAAUGGAGAGAAACCAGUAUAAAGAGAGAUUGAUGGAGCUUCAGGAAGCUGUUCGAUGGACAGAGAUGAUUCGAGCAUCAAGAGAAAAUCCAGCCAUGCAGGAAAAAAAAAGGUCAAGCAUCUGGCAGUUUUUUAGCCGACUUUUUAGCUCCUCAAGUAAUACUACUAAGAAACCCGAACCACCUGUUAAUCUGAAGUAUAACGCACCCACCUCUCAUGUUACUCCUUCUGUCAAGAAAAGAAGCAGCACCUUAUGUCAGCUCCCUGGGGACAAGUCCAAAGCCUUUGACUUCCUUAGUGAAGAAACUGAAGCUAAUUUAGCCUCACGCAGAGAACAGAAGAGAGAACAGUAUCGUCAGGUGAAGGCCCAUGUGCAGAAGGAGGAUGGAAGAGUGCAGGCUUUUGGCUGGAGCCUGCCUCAGAAGUACAAACAGGUAACCAAUGGUCAAGGGGAAAAUAAGAUGAAAAAUUUACCUGUGCCUGUCUGUCUCAGGCCUCUAGAUGAAAAAGAUACAUCCAUGAAGCUGUGGUGUGCUGUUGGAGUCAAUUUAUCUGGUGGGAAGACCAGAGAUGGCGGUUCUGUGGUUGGAGCUAGUGUGUUUUACAAGGAUGUUGCUGGUUUGGAUGCAGAAGGCAGUCAGCAGCGGAGUGCAUCUCAGAGCAGUUUAGACAAGCUCGAUCAGGAACUGAAGGAACAGCAGAAGGAGUUAAAAAAUCAAGAAGAAUUAUCUAGUCUAGUCUGGAUCUGUACUAGCACCCAUGCAGCUACAAAAGUGAUUAUUAUUGAUGCUGUUCAACCAGGCCACAUCCUAGACAGUUUCACUGUUUGCAAUUCGCACGUCCUGUGUAUAGCAAGUGUACCAGGAGCACGAGAAACAGACUACCCUGCAGGAGAAGAGCUUUCAGAAUCGGGACAGGUGGACAAAGCAUCUUUAUCUGGAAGCAUGACAAGCAAUAGCUCAGCAGAGACAGACAGCCUGUUGGGAGGCAUCACGGUGGUUGGUUGUUCCGCAGAAGGUGUGACAGCAGGUGCCACGCCCCCUAGUACCAACGGUGCUUCUCCAGUGACAGAAAAGCCACCAGAAAAGGAAGCAGAAAGUAGUGAGAUUGAUGAAAAUGUUCCGACGGCAGAAGAAGCAACUGAAGCCACAGAAGGCAAUGCAGGGUCAGCUGAAGACAACAUGGACGUCUCCCAAACGGGCGUGUACACAGAGCACGUCUUCACAGAUCCUUUGGGAGUUCAAAUCCCAGAAGACCUCUCACCAGUGUAUCAGUCAAGUAAUGACUCAGAUGCAUAUAAAGAUCAAAUAUCAGUGUUGCCAAAUGAACAAGACCUGGUGAGAGAAGAAGCCCAGAAAAUGAGUAGCCUUUUACCAACUAUGUGGCUUGGAGCUCAGAAUGGCUGUUUGUAUGUCCAUUCAUCUGUAGCCCAGUGGAGGAAAUGUCUCCAUUCUAUUAAACUUAAAGAUUCGAUUCUCAGUAUUGUACACGUGAAAGGAAUUGUGUUAGUGGCCCUGGCUGAUGGCACCCUUGCUAUCUUUCACAGAGGAGUUGAUGGGCAGUGGGAUUUGUCAAACUAUCACCUGUUAGAUCUCGGGCGGCCUCACCAUUCUAUUCGAUGCAUGACUGUGGUACAUGACAAAGUCUGGUGUGGCUAUCGGAACAAAAUCUAUGUGGUUCAGCCAAAGGCCAUGAAAAUCGAGAAAUCAUUUGAUGCACACCCCAGGAAGGAGAGCCAGGUGCGGCAGCUUGCGUGGGUAGGUGAUGGCGUGUGGGUCUCCAUUCGUUUGGAUUCCACCCUCCGUCUCUAUCAUGCACACACUUACCAACAUCUACAGGAUGUGGACAUUGAGCCUUAUGUAAGCAAAAUGUUAGGUACUGGAAAACUGGGCUUCUCUUUUGUGAGGAUCACAGCCCUGAUGGUGUCCUGUAAUCGUUUGUGGGUGGGGACAGGAAAUGGUGUCAUUAUCUCCAUCCCACUGACAGAAACUGUAAUCCUCCACCAGGGACGUUUACUGGGGCUGAGGGCAAAUAAAACCUCAGGAGCACCAGGAAAUCGCCCUGGAAGUGUGAUCCGUGUGUAUGGUGAUGAAAACAGCGAUAAAGUGACUCCAGGGACGUUCAUACCCUAUUGUUCAAUGGCACACGCUCAGCUUUGCUUCCAUGGGCAUCGGGAUGCGGUGAAAUUCUUCGUGGCCGUCCCAGGUCAGGUUGUCAGCCCACAAAGUGGCAGUAGUGGCACAGAUCUGACAGGUGACAAAGCAGGGCCAUCUGCUCAGGAGCCUGGCAGCCAGACGCCCUUGAAGUCUAUGCUUGUCAUCAGUGGAGGAGAGGGCUACAUCGACUUCCGGAUGGGUGAUGAAGGUGGAGAAUCAGAGCUGCUGGGAGAGGAUCUUCCACUUGAACCUUCUGUUGCCAGAGCGGAAAGGAGUCACUUGAUAGUGUGGCAAGUGAUGUAUGGCAGUGAGUGAGCCCAUAGGACACAGGUGGAGACGGGCAUGCCGUCUCUUCUGCAUGGUUCUUUCCCUUCCUCUUUAUUUAAUGCUCUCUUUGUGAAAAAAGAUGCACCACAUACUGUGUGAGCAUUUCCCCCCGUUAACUUCACAUUAUAAAAUCUGUCCCACUGUCAUAAUACAGGAACUAGCUGUUUUACUGCACCAGUGUUAUAGGCAAUUUCAGUGUGUUAUGAACAAAUCAAAGAAUGUUUACUUUCUACAAACUGGUGAAUUCUAGAAAGCAAUCCAGAUGUGGUUUAUUCUGCCGCAGCGAAUAUCACUCACUUCAUUUGAUGGAGUCACUUUUUAGCUGUCACUAAUAAUGGAAUCAAUGGAAACACUUGAUAAGUGAAACUGUACCAUUAAGGACAGUCGUAAAGUUUCCCUCAAUGUAUUAUAAACUGACACAAAUUAAUACUGGGUGGAUCAUCAAGAUUUAUCUAAUGUCCCAAGAGGGCUAAAAGCUAACUGUAAAUUACUUAACUUUCACUUUCAAGUCUGAAAAAUCUUGUUUAUAUGGUAUAUAAAAACUUUGUUUUCAUCAGAUGGGGGGGUUUUAUAUUAAAGAAAUUAAGACUACACUAUUUAAAUAAAUGUUUCCUAUUUCUGACUUAUUAGAGCUCUAAAGUUUAUGAGGCCUGCUUCUCUGAAUAUGCUAAAUUUUUUUGAGGCUAGUUUCACUCAUUUUCAUACUAAUAUGUCUGAAAGUUUGUACUUAGAAGGCUUAGAAGAUAGGCAUCAGCAGUGAGAGGAUUUUUUAAAAAGGAAAUUGUUUUGGAUUCUUUGUAUCAGAGGACGGUUGAGUUUUUUUUUCAUGUAAAAAAAUUAACUGUUUACUAAUUGUUCUUGGGCCGCCCUAAGCAGUUAAUAGGAGUAAAGCUGUGUUGUUGAUGGAACGUGGCCUAAUGGACCGAGAGAGAGAGACUUGAUUAGAAACGGUCGUUUCUCUUGUUCUGUAGGAAACUACAGAACCGCUUGCACUUGAUAUUUUGUAUGUAAAUGACACAUCAGAGCUUUUAUGCCCUUGCAAGAUUAAAAUGCCAUCGUCAAAGAGGAAAACCAUGAAGGGCAAGACCACAAACCAAGACACCACGGAGUAGAUGCUGACACAUCUUUUCACCCUCAAUGCCCAUUUAAAAAGUAGAGUCUACUCUACCCCGUUUAAUACGUUUUUUAAGAACCAUUAUGCUGCGGUUUUUUCCCUCUCAAGCUUCUCGAAAAUGUGUGAUUUAUCAUUUUUUACUCAUUACUUUAAGCAAAGCUAAAUAUGAAUGUAAGUGCUAUUUUUAAAAUACAAACCUGUUGGAUAACAACCCCUUACCAGGACUAUCAAAGAGAAGAAAGCAGACACAGGCCCGUCUCAGUAGUCUGCCAGGAAUUAUUUUCUGAACUGUCGUGUAAAGGUAGUUGUAAAAAGUACGCCUUGUCUUUGCUUCAUACACAUGAUGAGGGUAGCUUAUAAAACACACGAGCUCUAAGGAGCUGGAGCGGGCCUUUGGGUCCGUGGCGACAUGUGUCUGUGAGCACAUCGUGUGGCAGUACAAGUGUGGCUGCUGUAGACGACUAGAAGAAAAACCUCUUCUUAAAAGGAUCAUGUUCUUGCUUAAGCUGCGUGCUUUUCUUCAGGCCACCUUUCCAGGACCCCCCAUAACAGGUUUAUAUUCUUGUAGCGUUCGCUUUGGUCAAGGUGGUAACAGGGAGAAAAUGCUAACAAGUAAGCUGCUUGCAGGCAGCAAAGCAGUUGGUGUGAACUGCCUGUAGCUUGCAUGUCAAGGGCAGAAAAGAAGUACCUGGGGUUGGUCUCUGUGUAAAAAAAAAAAAAAGAAAGAAAAAGAAAAAUUACCCUGUGGGUCAAACGACCCGGAUUCCGAGAAUUUCCUCAUUUUAUUACGCUUCGGUUCUAUGUGAGGCUGAGCCACGUGACACUGCGGUCAUCACCCCUUGCUGCUCUGCAAGAAUGGCCGUGUGGCACCAUGAGCCUGGCACUUACGGGACUGUGAAGGCCGGCUGAGCUCCCUGAGCAAAGGGAGGGUAUUCUCUAGGAACUCAGUUUUGAGAGCAUUUUUCUCAAAUUCCUGUGGAUCUAAAAUUUUAAAAUAGGAAUGAAUAUCUUAAUAACUGCAGAUUAUUGAGAGUGUACAAGGUUUUGAGCACAACAUAUGCAGCACAUAACUUUCCCAGUUAGUGCGUUUGCACAGAAGAGGUUAACAUGCCUUCUCUCGGUUGCCGUGGUGUUCCUUUCUUGUGAAGGUCUUCCCGCAUUGAGAACAGACCCUCUACGGUGGCUGCCUUAGAAACACAACAAAGCAAACAGUUGUCAUACAAUGUUAACUGUCCUGAAGAAUGCGUGUCUUGCAAAUGCUUGGAAUUGAGUAUUUAUUUCCUUGUGAGUAUUAUGACCGUUACCAAAGGACUCAGCCAGACUUAGAGCUCUUCUUCAUUGAUCAUGUUUGUCACAUGGGAAGAGCAGAGAGAAUUAAACGUGGAAAUCAUAAAUGCUUUUCUAACAGGGUUAUGCUGUUUUAUAACACAAAAUGUCUUUUUCUUUCUCUCUAAAAAAUUAAGUUGUUAUUAAUGUCAUACAUUUCUCAAUAUUUGAAUAUAUAUUUUAACCAUUUUAUGUUCUGACUUCGGUUUUUGUCCUAGACAUUUUAUCCAGCAUAUUACUUGCCUCUGUAAUCUGAAAAAUGGGUUCUAGAUCGUCCUACUUUCCGUCUCUUGAAGGCUGAGGCUUCAUUUCUAUGAGCAAGACGCUCAUUUAGCAAUGUAGUUAUUUCAGUAUUUAUUUCUAUUAUGGAAUCCCUGGGGUUCGGAAUGUAACUUUGUACAUGAAAUAUAUAUAAAUAUGUAUAUGAAACAUG
This is a messenger RNA of Myotis davidii, 6689 nucleotides long. It is a transcript of the gene SPAG9, whose product is annotated as sperm associated antigen 9. Gene Ontology annotation, biological process: vesicle-mediated transport. Gene Ontology annotation, molecular function: MAP kinase scaffold activity; kinesin binding; JUN kinase binding. NCBI's taxonomy places the organism in Eukaryota, Metazoa, Chordata, Mammalia, Chiroptera, Vespertilionidae. The transcript is spliced from 29 exons. The record is from RefSeq and is a predicted model, not a curated record. Gene Ontology annotation, cellular component: cytoplasm. The coding region runs from base 244 to 3804 and encodes 1186 amino acids.